This is a messenger RNA of Saccharomycodes ludwigii, 1452 nucleotides long. RefSeq lists its product as uncharacterized. Gene Ontology annotation, cellular component: box H/ACA snoRNP complex. NCBI's taxonomy places the organism in Eukaryota, Fungi, Ascomycota, Saccharomycetes, Saccharomycodales, Saccharomycodaceae. The transcript has a single exon. Bases 1 to 1452 code for a protein of 483 amino acids. Gene Ontology annotation, biological process: box H/ACA sno(s)RNA 3'-end processing; snRNA pseudouridine synthesis; mRNA pseudouridine synthesis. Gene Ontology annotation, molecular function: RNA binding; pseudouridine synthase activity. The record is from RefSeq and is a predicted model, not a curated record.
AUGAGUGAAGAAUACGUUAUUAAACCAGAAAACGUUACUCCAUCUGCUGAUAGCAGUAGCUGGCCGUUAUUAUUAAAAAAUUACGAUAAGUUACUAGUUAGAAGCGGACAUUACACUCCUAUUCCAACAGGUUCUUCUCCAUUAAAAAGGGACAUCAAGUCCUACAUUAGCUCCGGUGUUAUUAAUUUAGAUAAACCAUCCAACCCAUCUUCUCAUGAAGUUGUUGCUUGGAUUAAAAGAAUCUUGCGUUGUGAUAAAACUGGUCAUUCAGGUACUUUGGAUCCAAAAGUUACUGGUUGUUUGAUCGUUUGUAUUGAUAGGGCUACUAGAUUGGUUAAAUCCCAACAAGGAGCCGGUAAGGAGUAUGUUUGUAUUGCCAGAUUGCAUGAUGCCUUAAAAGACGAAAAGGAUUUGGGUAGGGCUUUAGAAAACUUAACUGGUGCUUUGUUUCAAAGACCACCUUUAAUCUCUGCUGUUAAGCGUCAGUUACGUGUUCGUACGAUUUAUGAUUCUAACUUGAUCGAAUUUGACAAUAAAAGAAACUUGGGUGUCUUUUGGGCCUCUUGUGAGGCUGGUACCUAUAUGAGAACAUUGUGUGUUCACUUGGGUAUGUUGCUGGGUGUUGGUGGCCAUAUGCAAGAAUUACGUCGUGUUAGAUCUGGGGCUUUGUCCGAGAAUGAUAAUAUGGUUACUUUGCAUGAUGUUUUGGAUGCGCAAUGGGUUUACGAUAACACAAGAGAUGAAACUUAUUUGAGAAAUAUUAUUCAGCCAUUGGAAACUCUAUUGCUUGGUUACAAGAGAAUUGUUGUUAAGGAUUCUGCUGUCAAUGCUGUUUGUUACGGUGCUAAAUUGAUGAUCCCCGGUUUAUUGCGUUAUGAGGACGGCAUUGAAUUAUAUGAUGAAGUCGUGUUAAUGACUACAAAGGGUGAAGCCAUUGCUGUUGGUAUUGCACAAAUGUCUACUGUUGAUUUGGCUACCUGUGAUCAUGGUGUUGUUGCUAAAGUUAAGAGGUGUAUUAUGGAAAGAGAUUUGUACCCAAGAAGAUGGGGUUUGGGUCCUGUUGCCCAAAAGAAGAAGCAGAUGAAGUCUGAUGGUAAGCUUGAUAAAUUUGGUAGAGUCAAUGAAAAAACACCAGAAGAUUGGAAGAAGUCCUAUGUGUCCUUGGAUAAUGUUGACUCGCCUGUUUUAGAAACAAAGAAGGAGGAAAAGAAGGAAGAAAAGAAGACAGAAGAGAAGGAAGAAAAGAAAACAGAAGAAAAGGAAGAAAAGAAGGCAGAAAAGAAGACAGAAAAGAAGGAGGAAGAGAAGGAAGAAGGAAAGAAAGAUAAAAAGGAAAAGAAGGACAAAAAAGAUAAAAAGGAAAAGAAGGACAAAAAAGACAAAAAGGAAAAGAAAAGAAAAGCUGAAGAUGAAAAGACCAGCGAAAAGAAGAAGAAGAAAUCCAAGAAAUAA